AUGCUUCGCUCCGUUGAUGUUGGUAUUUCUCUUGGGGAAGGGCCCUUCUGUAAGACUGCGCUGUGUGUUAACCGCUUUAUAUAUAUGCUCUCUAUUGAUGGAUUCUUAGUGAAAGUCAGAAUGGAGGAUUGUUCUGCAUCUGUCAUCCCUCUUCCAAAUGGGUCAUAUGAAUGGCGUUUUCAACAGAUAUGCCGAUCGAAUUAUUCUGAUUUCCUGUAUGUCCAUGUUGAUGGUUUCGACAUUCGAAUAUGGUCGUAUUUGUCAGAUACCUGGACUCCUGUCUUUAGGAUUCAUGUUCCUUCUAUAUUUGCCUGUCACAUUGAUAUUGUGGAAAGCCUUAAUUGUAUUGAGUGGGACACGUCAAGGAGUGGCUGGGGGGAGUUUUUGACAAUGUACGGUGUCUCCGAUGGGGUUGAGCAUAUUAUCAUGGGGAUUAAUGGUGUUGAGCAUUUAUAUCUACUGGAUUCUAUUAAUGGAACAGUGACGUUAAUUGGAUCCAACGAAGAAUUAAUUGAGAUUUCACCUUUUGUCACCUCUUGGAUCCCUUCAUUUCCGACUUUAAAGGAAAAGAGUGCUGAAAUUGAAUACGAAUGUCUUGAUAUAUUAGGUGAUGUGUUUGAUAGAUCUGGCAACGUGAUCACGAAAGAUCAUGCGUAUAUGCUCACUGCACUUUUAUCCCAGCUGAGCUCCACUGAAGCAAGUGUCAGAAAAAAGACUGUUUCGUGCAUUGCAUCGCUUGCUCCAUGUUUGUCAGAUGAUCUAUUAGCCAAGGCAACUUUGGAGGCUGUCCAAUUGCUGAAAAAAAGAAGGCAGAAGUCUGAAAUAACCCGAACGAAUAUCCAGAUGAUUGGUGCUCUAAGCUGCUCGGUUGGAUACCGGUUUGGACCACACCUUGCCGAAGCCGUUCCUUUGCUCAUAAGCUAUUGCACAAGUGCAUCAGAAAAUGAUGAAGAGCUCCGUGCAUGCAGCCUGCAGGCCCUCGAGAGUAUUAUGCUCAGAUGUCCAAGAGAUAUUUCCCCAUAUUAUGAGGGUAUUUUGAAUCUUGCUUUGGAAUAUGUAAGCUAUGACCCUAAUAUCACCGAUAGCAUGAAGGAGGAUGCUCACGGUGAAGUUCAGGAUGAGGAAGACGAUGAUGAGAGUGCGUCUGAAUACAAAGAUGACAAGAAUGCAAGCUGGAAGGUUCGUCAGGCAUCAGCGAAGUGCCUGUCUGCAAUUAUUGUAUCUUGUCCUCAGAUGUUGUUUAAGAUGUAUCAGGAGGCUUGUACGAAGUUAAUCAACCGCUUUAGGGAAAGAGAGGAGAAUGUAAAGAUGGACAUUUUCAAUACAUUUAUCGAGUUGUUACGCCAAACUGGUAAUGUGACAAAAGGACAAGGUGACAUUGAUGAGUCUAGCCCUAGAUGGUUGCUGAAGCAAGAGGUACCCAAAGUUGUCAAGUCUAUCGAUAGUCAGUUAUAUGAAAGAUCAAUCAAGACAAAGGUUGGAGCAUUCUCAGUAUUGAAGGAGCUUGUUGUUCUAUUACCAGAUUGUCUUGCUGAUCAUCUUGGGUCCCUUGUUCCUUGGAUUGAGAUGUAUUUGAAUGAUAAAUCUUAUACCUCCAGCCUGAAGAUUGAAGCCCUUGCAUUUACUAGGAUUCUUAUGGCCCCACAUUCGCCCUCUGUGUUUCAUCCAUACAUCCAGAUAUUAUGUGAUGCAAUAGUAUCUGCUAUUGGAGAUAUAUAUUACAAAGUCACCGCUGAUGCUCUACGGGCGUGCGGGGAGCUAGUCCGGGUUCUCCGUCCAAAUUUUGAGGCACGUUCCAUAAAUUGCAGGCCAUAUAUUAGUCCAAUCUAUGAAGCUAUAUGGGCCCGCUUGGCCAAUCAAGAUCAGGAAGUUAAUGAGUGUGCCAUAUCGUGCAUGAGCCUUGUGAUCGCUACUUUUGGUGAUGGUCUUCAAAGGGAAUUACCGUCAUGCCUAUCCUUACUUGUUGACAGGAUGAGCUAUGAAAUAACACGACUUACAGCAGUCAAGGCAUUUGCGGUGCUUGCGAAUUCACCUCUUCGGAUUGAUCUUUCAUGUGUCCUGGACCGUGUCGUUUCUGACCUUACAACUUUCCUUCGAAAGGCUAACAGAGCCCUUAGGCAGGCAACAACAGGAACCCUAAAUUCUCUGGUUGUUACAUAUGGGGAUCAAAUUGGCCUGUCCUCUUAUGAGACUAUAAUAGCUGAACUAUCUAUUCUUAUAAGUGACAUCGACUUGCAUAUGUCUGUUCUUGCGUUGGAACUCUGUCGCACAAUAAUGGUCGACAGAAGUUCCUUCCAAAAUGUUGGUUUAGCUGUGAGACAUAAAGUUUUGCCUCAGGCCCUUAUUUUGAUCAGGAGUGCUUUGUUACAAGGACGAGCACUAGAGGCGCUGCAGAAGUUUUUUACUGCACUGGUCCAGUCUGCAAAUACAACCUUUGAAACUUUGUUGGGCUCCCUUAUUUCCACUGCCAAACAGUCACAGUUGGGCGGCCUUGCCAAGCAGGCACUAUCCUCUAUUGCACAGUGUGUUGCUGUGCUAUGCUUAGCAGCUGGUGAUCAGAAGUGUGCAUUGACUAUUGAAAUGCUCGAAGGCAUUCUAAAUGAUGUCAGUUCUACUGAUACUGCUAAACAACACAUUGCCUUGUUAUGUUUGGGAGAAAUUGGAAGAAGGAAGGACCUCAGCAACCAUGUUCAAAUUGAGAACACUGUAAUUGAAUCAUUCCAGUCACCUUCGGAGGAGAUAAAAUCUGCAGCAUCGUACGCUCUCGGAAACAUUGCUGUUGGCAAUCUAUCCAAGUAUUUGCCAUUUAUCUUGGAUCAGAUUGACAAUCAACAGAAGAAUCCGUAUCUCUUGCUUCAUUCACUGAAAGAGGCAGGUAAUUGCAUGGCAGUCUGUUGA
This is a messenger RNA of Triticum turgidum subsp. durum (durum wheat), 2898 nucleotides long. The record is from the annotation of a GenBank genome assembly. NCBI's taxonomy places the organism in Eukaryota, Viridiplantae, Streptophyta, Magnoliopsida, Poales, Poaceae.